This is a messenger RNA of Lachancea sp. 'fantastica', 930 nucleotides long. Lineage: Eukaryota; Fungi; Ascomycota; Saccharomycetes; Saccharomycetales; Saccharomycetaceae. The record is from the annotation of a GenBank genome assembly.
AUGGGGUUGGCAGCUGUCAAAAACAGACAGAAACUUGGAUUCGACCCAAGAAAUACCAACUGGAGUAAUGACACGUCGAGGUUUGGCCACAAGCAUCUAGAGCAGAUGGGAUGGAAGCCUGGUUCUGGGCUUGGUCUCAUGCCCAACUCAACAACCUCCCACGUCAAAGUCUCAAUAAAAGAUGAUAAUCUAGGUCUGGGAGCGAAACUCCGUAACAAGCAAAAAACGGACGAAUUUGAUAGUGGAGAGUGUGCGGGCUUAGAUGCGUUUCAACGCUUGCUGGGACGUCUCAAUGGUAAGGAAGAAAGUGUCUCCAAUGAGCUAGACACUCAGAGAAGAGACAACAUAAUCAAUGGGAAAUGGGGUGUACACUUCAUAAAAGGUGAUGUCUUAGCCAGUACUUGGGAUGCUAAGACUAAGACUCUCAAAUUGUACAGUAACGAAAGCGCCAAGCGGGCUAGAUCAGAUGAGGAUGAUGAACCGACGAAGGUCAAGAAGGUCAAGAAAGACAAGAAAGACAAGAAAGACAAGAAAGACAAGAAAGACAAGAAGAAUAGAAAAUCGGAUAAGAAGGAUAAACAAGUUCAAUCUGGUAGCGACAAUGAGUCAGAGAUGAAGUCUCGGAAGGCCAAGAAAGACAAGAAAGACAAGAAAGACAAGAAAGAUAAAAAGGAUAGAAAAGAGAAGAAGGAAAAGAAGGAAAAGACGGCUGCGAAGAAGGACAAGAAGUCUAGCAAAAGAGAAGGAAAACCACGCGAUGAAAACAGUAACAGUGAAGAAGUCUCUCGUGACGCAAUGUUGAAACCAAAGUCCAAGAGUAGCGAAGAUAUUGCAUCAAGGUUGUCAGUGCGUUCCAAGUGGAUCAAACAGAAAAGAGCUGCGGUAAUGGAUGCCAAGGCACUUAAUGAAAUCUUCAUGAUUGCGAGUUGA